AUGGCCAAAGAAACUCCAACAAUGUUUUCAAAGUUACUCAUGUUUAUUUGCCUUUUCAUGUUCAUGCUAAACUUCCACUCCUCCCAUGGAGAACAACAAGAGUUCGAGCUACUUUUAUCCUUCAAGUCAUCCAUCCACUAUGAUCCUCAUAACUUUCUCUCCAGCUGGGUCAAUACUUCCUCAUACACUAUUUGCAAGUGGCACGGAAUAACAUGCGACAACUGGUCGCACGUUAACACCGUGUCACUCUCAGGUAAAAACAUCUCCGGCGAGGUUUCCUCGUCCAUGUUCCAACUUGCACACGUUACAAAUCUCGACCUCUCCAACAAUCAGCUUGUUGGAGAAGUCAUCUUCAACGCUCCCUUCCUCUCUUCACUUCUUUACCUCAACCUCAGUAAUAACAACUUCACUGGCCCUUUACCUCAAUCCUUAUUUUCAUCACCGUUUAUCAACCUCGAAACUCUUGAUCUCUCAAACAACAUGUUUUCAGGCAUAAUUCCAGACCAAAUUGGACUACUUUCAAGCUUAACAUAUCUUGAUCUAGGUGGCAAUGUUUUGGUUGGAAAAAUUCCAAAUUCCAUCACCAACAUGACAAGUUUAGAGUACUUAACUUUGGCUUCGAACCAAUUAGUUGGUGAGAUUCCAACAGAGAUAAGCCUAAUGAAGAGAUUGAAACUGAUUUACUUGGGAUACAACAAUCUUUCCGGUGAGAUUCCGAAGAACAUUGGAAACUUACUUUCUUUGAAUCAACUUGAUCUUGUUUACAACAAUCUCUCUGGACCAAUUCCUGAAUCACUUGGAAACCUCACCAACCUUCGAUAUCUCUUUCUCUACCUAAACAAACUCACUGGCCCAAUUCCUGAAUCCAUAUUCAAAUUGAAGAAUCUUAUUUCACUUGAUCUCAGUGAUAAUUAUCUUUCAGGAGAGAUUUCAAACCUUGUUGUUAACCUUCAAAAACUAGAGAUUCUUCAUCUUUUCUCAAACAACUUCACAGGUCAGAUUCCAAACACAAUAACAUCUUUACCUCACCUUCAAGUUCUCCAACUCUGGUCAAACACACUAACCGGUGAAAUUCCACAAACACUUGGAAUGCACAACAACCUCACAAUUCUCGACCUCUCUUCAAACAACCUCACAGGCAAAAUCCCAAACAGUUUAUGUGCAUCUGAAAAUCUUCACAAACUUAUCCUCUUUUCAAACUCUCUCAAUGGAGAAAUCCCAAAGGGUUUAACCUCAUGUAAAACCUUGCAAAGAGUGAGACUCCAAAACAACAAUUUAUCAGGGAAAUUACCAAUGGAAAUCACUCAAUUGCCUCAGAUAUACUUGCUUGAUCUUUCCGGAAACAAACUCUCUGGAAGAAUCAAUGAUAGAAAGUGGAGAAUGCCAUCACUUCAAAUGCUUAAUUUGGCUAACAACAAUUUCACCGGAGAAUUACCAAACUCUUUUGGCAGUAUCAAACUCGAAGGAUUGGAUUUAUCGCAGAAUCAACUUUCUGGUAACAUUCAAAUCGGUUUCAGAAAAUUACCAGAGCUUGUUCAAUUGAAACUCAACAAUAACAACCUCUAUGGAAAAAUCCCUGAAGAAAUCUUCAAAUGCAGGAAUCUUGUUUCUUUAGAUUUAAGUCAUAAUCAACUAAGCGGCGAGAUUCCGGCGAAACUCGCCGAGAUGCCGGUUCUCGGUUUACUAGACUUAUCGGAGAAUCAAUUUUCCGGCGAAAUUCCGAAGAAUUUAGGAAGCGUUGAAUCGCUUGUUGACGUUAACAUAUCGUAUAAUACUUUUCACGGAAGUUUACCUUCCACUGAAGCUUUCUUCGCAAUCAACGCGAGCUCCGUCGCCGGUAACAAACUCUGUAACCGAGACGGUGACGGUAACAGUUAUAACGGUUUGCCACCGUGCAAAAGUGAUAAUCACAUGAAUUCAACCACGUUUUUCGUUUUAGUUUGUUUCGUACUAACGGGUUUGGUUGCGUUAAGUGGUGCUGGAUGUCUCGUGAUUUUCGUGCGGAAAAGGGCGAAGAAUUUUGAAGUACGAAGAGUGGUUGAAAAUGAAGAUGGUUCGUGGGAAGUGAUUUUCUUUGAUCACAAGGCUUCGAAAUCGAUUAACGUUGAAGAUGUUUUAUCGUCAGUUAAAGAAGGAAAAGUGAUUUCGAAAGCACGAAACUGGGUUUCGUACGAAGGGAAAUGUAUAUCCAGUGACAUGCAAUUCGUGGUGAAAGAAAUAAGCGACACGAGUUCUGUUUCAGUUAGUUUCUGGGACGAAACGGUUACGUUUGGGAGAAAGGUUAAACAUUCAAAUAUAGUUAAGCUUAUUGGAAUGUUUAGGUGCGGUAAAAAAGUGUAUUUGGUUUAUGAAUUUGAAGAUGGGAAGAGUUUAAGUGAAAUCAUACAUAAUUUGAGUUGGCAAAAGCGAAUUAAAAUCGCUUUGGGUAUUGCAAAAGCGAUUAAGUUCUUGCAUUGUGAAUGUUUGUGGAUUGGUUUGGUUAAUGAGGCGUUGACUCAGAUAGUUUUCAUUAACGGAAAAGAUGUUCCUCGCCUUAAACUCAAUCCGCCCGGAAUAGGAGCAUCAUUUUUCGGCGUUAAAGGUUUCGUUUCAUCAUCUUUCAUUACUCCAGAGGAAAGGCUGAGAAAAGAAGUGAAUGAGAAGAGUGAGAUAUAUGAUUUUGGAGUUAUGUUGAUUGAGUUAUUAACGGGAAGAACGUCUGUGAACGACAUAGAAGCAGUUGAUCAAAAGAACAAUAUUGUUGAGUGGGCCCAUUAUUGCUACACUGACUGUCGUCUUGACACGUGGAUAGAUCCAGUUAUGAUGAAGGGUGGAGAUGCAUCGACAUUUCAAAACGAUAUUGUUGAAACUAUGAGUCUUGCACUGCACUGUACCGCAGGUGAUCCCACCACGAGGCCAUGCGCAAGAGAUGUAGUGGAAGUACUAGAAACUGUUCACCGUAACAGAAUCGCUUUUUGCUGA
Messenger RNA from Lathyrus sativus (Indian pea), 2961 nucleotides. Lineage: Eukaryota; Viridiplantae; Streptophyta; Magnoliopsida; Fabales; Fabaceae. The record is from the annotation of a GenBank genome assembly.